Ricinus communis (castor bean) is the source of this 2704-nucleotide messenger RNA. RefSeq names its product protein LOW PHOTOSYNTHETIC EFFICIENCY 1, chloroplastic. NCBI's taxonomy places the organism in Eukaryota, Viridiplantae, Streptophyta, Magnoliopsida, Malpighiales, Euphorbiaceae. Gene Ontology annotation, molecular function: protein binding. The record is from RefSeq and is a predicted model, not a curated record. The transcript has a single exon. The coding region runs from base 233 to 2536 and encodes 767 amino acids.
ACCUCAUCAUUUCACUCAAAAUUUGUACAAGCAACUCAGGUAUGAACUAAUAUUUGUUCUUGUGUUGGUAAAGUUUGUGAGAAUGCUGAACCAAAGCCACUAGUUGCGCUUUUCUUCCUGUUUUCUUUGUAUGCAAUUCCAGAAACUACUGUGUUAGAAAAACAUGUUCUCUUGUUCUUCAACUGGAUUUCUCAUUCUAGGUUCUUAUUUUUUAUUCUGAAUUAUAUAGAAAAUGCAAGUUUUAAGUAUCUGGCCAUCGAAAAGUGGCUUAGGCAUAGUGCCCCAGUUGGAUGUUGAACUGGGUUCAACUUGCUUUCCUAGCAUAAGAAGGAAGAAGAAAAAAAGGUGCAAUCUUUUUGAUACUGUCGUUCAUGGUAUAAGUUCCGGUGUUUUAACGGUUUCUAGUAAUUCUAGGUGCUGUAGAAUUGGAAGUUACAUAAACUCACAAUUUGAUGUGAAAAGUGGGUUUCUUUCUAAGCAUUCUAUAAAACUGAAAUAUGUGCUCUUUUGUGAACCAAAGAUGGAUUCUUUUCGGUCAUCUAUUGCUUUUGCUUGGGCAUUGCAGAAGCAAGAUAUCAGUAGUGAAUUUCAUGGAGUGGAACCUAGUUUAGAUGACGGUUUGUUGGGGAAGAGUGAGAAGGAAGAUGUUAAUCCUCAUAAUUUAGGUAGAUUAGAAGAUAGUGAUGAUGAUAACAAUAACCAAGAAGACAAUAUAGAGUUAGAUUUAAGAAGUAAGGAAGGAGUUGGGGAAGAAAAAUGUAGAAGUAUUGAUGUUCGUUCCCUAGCUCGUAGUUUGCAUUCUGCUCAAACAGCAGAUGAUGUAGAAGAGGUUCUCAAGGAUAAGGGUGAAUUACCUCUGCAAGUUUACUCAUCCAUGAUUAAGGCUUUUGGCUGGGACAACAAAAUGGAGUCUGCAUUGGCUCUUGUUGAGUGGCUCAAGAGAAGAAAAGAAAUAGGCAGUCCUAUUGGUCCAAACCUAUUCAUUUAUAACAGUUUAUUGAGUGCAGUGAAAAAGUCCAAACUGUUUGAAGAGGCGGAGAAAAUCUUGAAUGAUAUGACUCAGGAGGGAAUUGCUCCUAAUGUGGUAACUUAUAACACUUUGAUGGGUAUUUAUGUAGAGAAAGGACAAGCCACUAAGGCCCUCAAUAUUCUUGAGCAGAUGCAUGAAAAGGGUUUUAUCCCAACUGCUGCAUCCUAUUCCACUGCUUUGCUGGCUUAUCGCGGAAUGGAAGAUGGUCAUGGAGCUCUUGCAUUCUUUGUAGAUAUAAAAGAUAAGUAUCUCAAAGGCAAGAUUGGAAAGAACUCUGAUGAAAAUUGGGAAAACGAGUUUGUUAAGCUUGAAACCUUCAUAAUUCGUAUUUGCUACCAAGUAAUGCGGAGGUGGCUUGUCAGGCAUGAUAACUUUAGCACCGAUGUGUUGAAACUUCUAACAGAUAUGGAUAAGGCUGGACUUCAGCCUAGUCAAGCAGAGUAUGAGCGCCUAGUGUGGGCUUGUACCCGUGAAGAUCAUUAUGCUGUUGGAAAAGAAUUGUAUAUUAGGAUCAGAGAAAGACAUUCUAAAAUAAGCUUGUCAGUCUGCAACCAUCUGAUUUGGUUGAUGGGGAAGGCUAAGAAGUGGUGGGCAGCUUUGGAAAUUUAUGAGGACUUGUUGGACAAGGGACCAAAUCCAAAUAACAUGUCGUACGAGCUGAUUGUUUCUCAUUUUAACAUCUUACUUACUGCAGCUAGGAAAAGAGGAAUUUGGAGAUGGGGUGUUAGGUUGUUAAACAAGAUGGAAGAUAAAGGCCUCAAGCCUGGAAGCAGAGAAUGGAAUGCAGUUCUUGUUGCAUGUUCUAAGGCUUCAGAAACUACCGCCGCUGUGCAGAUAUUUAGGAGAAUGAUUGAACAAGGUGAAAAGCCUACAAUUGUUUCCUAUGGUGCAUUGCUUAGCGCCCUCGAAAAAGGCAAACUAUAUGAUGAGGCAGUCCGUGUGUGGGAGCAUAUGCUUAAGGUUGAUGUGAAGCCUAACUUGUAUGCUUACACUAUUAUGGCUUCAGUUUUUGCUGGACAAGGAAAGUUCACAUAUGUUGACGCCAUUAUUCAGAAGAUGGUUUCAUCUGGCAUUGAACCUACAAUUAUUACGUAUAAUGCAAUAAUCAGCGGAUGUACACAUAACAAUUUGAGCAGUGCAGCAUAUGAGUGGUUUCACCGUAUGAAAGUCCAGAAUAUGCCACCAAAUAAGAUUACAUACGAAAUGCUGAUUGAGGCACUUGCAAAGGAUGGUAAACCCAGGCUUGCAUAUGAAUUAUAUUUGAGGGCUAAAUAUGAGGGCCUUGACCUGUCUGCAAAGGUUUAUGAUGCAGUCCUUCGUUCUUCUCAGGUUUAUGGAGCUACUAUUGACAUAAAUGUUUUAGGGCCUCGGCCACCGGACAAAAAGAAGAGAGUGAAAAUCAGGAAAACUUUAACUGAGUUCUGUGAUUUAGCUGAUGUUCCUAGGAGAAGCAAACCAUUUGAAAGACAUGAAAUUUAUCCCUCGCAAGUAGAAGGAAACAAAUAAUUAGUUUUGAGUAUGAGCUCUGCGUCGUACUAUAUUCUUUUUAUAUCUUUGUACAGCAACUACAAUGCAGCGCCAGUUCCAGUCCUCGAAACAAAAGAGGCAAUUUUUCUCAGAUGUAAAAUUGUACGAACUUGAUUACGGGCUAACAUGUUGCUUGGAUUUGCACUA